CUUGUUCAGAACCAAACGACCCAAGUUGGCAGGUCUGCUUUCACUGACUCAGUAGACAAAAAAAAACAUUAACAAUAAAGAGCUGAAAAAUAUCACAAAGAAUUUUGUGAAAAGCUAUCAAAAUUAUAGUAAACAUCAAACGCAAACAUAAAUAAUAUAACUGAGUGCGUAGAAAUCAAGUCAAUAUCAGCAGCAGAAAAAGUGCGAGAAAAAAAAAGGGGAAAAUUAAAGAAGGUCGCAGUGACAAAAUUGGGAAAUUGUGAAAAACAAAGCGAGCGUCGUUUUAGUGAUUGCAGCCAAACAAAAAAAAAUAGAGAAAAAGUGAAAAAAAUAAGAAGUGCUCAAUUUACAGUGUGAUAACAGUUACUGCCUGGCUAUUGGAAGGUGAAGUGGAGUCUGCAUUCCAGUUGAAUUGUUUCCAUUGCUUCCAAUUGAAUGGACGCGUUCAGCAUUUGUUUUGAUAACUAGAUGCGGUCGCCAGUUUGUUAAAGAAAACGAUAACAAAACGACUCGCAACAAGAGCAAAAGUUACAAGCAGACGUUGCGGCGCAGUCAACGCAACAGUCGCAGUGCACGCGCCAAACGGAAGCCGAAAACGCGACCGAAACUUGACAGCCGACAAAGUUGUCGUUUGCGUUAUCUCCAUUUACCGCUAUACCAAAUGGCUGUCAAGCAGAAUAAUGCGGAAACGCAGGAAUCUGGCAACGCCAGCAGCACCAACAGCACUCAAACCGCCACUGUUAUCAGUUCAGCUGUUAAAUUAACAGCUGAAGACGGCGAACAGCAGCAGCAGCAGCAACAACAACAGCAGCAGCAGGAGGCGGGGGGAGGAGGAGUUGGUGGAGAAAUGGCACUGCGAGAAAUUUCCAAUAUACAACUGCAGAUCAAGAGUCUAGUGAAUAUUAUGCAGGGCAUUAAUCCCAACGAUAGGCACUCUACCUUGUUGCGUUAUCAGCAUGUGAUUUACAAUUUGGCCAAUAUGCAAAUUAGCACCACAAACACUAAAGAUCUCACACUGUUCAAGGAGGAAAUUGUGCAAGUGGCCAACAUGUUAAUGUUGCCCAACAAAAAGGAAUAUCUCAUGUUUUAUCUAUCGAUUGUCUAUCAACUGAUAUCACAAUCGGAAUCGCAAUCGAAUUCAAAGCCACCAUCCGUUGCGCUUGCCAUUGUCUUUCAAUUAUUCAGUCCGGAACUUAUACUGGAAGCGGUACAGUCUCUGCUAGAGCAAAAUGUACAGGAUGAGUGCAUAAGGAAGACGGUGGAAUUACUAUGCAACUGGUUGCGUAUCUGCAAUUUCUGUCAGAAUCUCAAUUUGUGGAUUAUGGCCUUGUUGCAGGGACUGCGAGAGCAGGAAAAGUAUCAGCUGCUCGAUGAGAUUGCCAUUGAUAACAUUGAGGUGCUCUUCCAACACAUGAUCUUUCCCGCCCUGCGACCCAAAGUGGCACCCAUCGUAUUUCACAUGCUCUCGACGAUCAACCAGGCGCCCGAGAUAUUCCACAAGAUCCACAGUUUUGUGCGUCAAAUCCUGUUGAUCGAGAGCAACUCGCUGCUGUUGCUGAAGAUGCAGCAACAGAUAGCAUUGAUGCAUCACUCGAUGCGUUACGAGUUGACGCCAACGCGGGUCUUGAAGGCGACACGGCCGCCGGGGUUCACGCCGGGAUUGCAGCAGGAUAGUUCCGAAUUUCUGGGCUAUUUGUUGGAUCUGCUGCAUGAGCAUGAGAUUGGAGCACACAAUACGCAACUGGGCAACGAAGGAGCCCAAAAGAAAGCAUUAAAGGAAUCGACGACGGAGCCAAGGAAUGAGAUUGUCGAUGAGAUAGUGGCCGCUGGUGUGAUACCCUACAAUAGCAAGGACUAUGAGCUGUGUCGAUCCACUGUACCCGCCAGCGGCUUAAAUGCCACGCCCACCAAUGCAUCGAAGAAGCCGCCCUCGACAAUCGAUAAAACCUUCGCUGGCAAAUUGUCGACAACCUACAAAUGUCUGAGCUGCGAUUGGGAGAGUCGCAAUGAGGACAGUUUCCGUGAGCUGCAAUUAUCGUUUCCCGAUGACAAGGACGUUUGCGGUGGUGCUAACAAUUAUUCCGUUCAGGAUCUUAUCGACUACUAUUGCUCGCCGGAGAAACUCGAUGGCGACAAUCAAUACUUCUGUCCCAGCUGCAAGAAACUCUGCGAUGCGGAGCGUCGCAUUGCCAUCACCCAAGCACCACGUAAUCUCAUCCUCACUCUCAAGCAGUUCAAGUACGAUCAGAAGUAUCAUUUCCGCACCAAACUCAUGCACAAGGUCUUUCACGACGAGAGCGUGAUCGUCAAGGUGUGUGCAAUGGAUUCGCUGCAGGAGACUUGCACGGUGCACUACGAUCUGUACGCCGGAGUUGUGCACGCCGGAUAUAGUAUGGAUUCGGGACAUUACUUUACAUUUGCGGCCGAUCAGUCCAAGAAUUGGUUUAAAUUCAAUGACAGUCUGGUGACAAAUUCAAAGCCACAGGAAAUGCACAGUUUGACCUCACCGAAUACUCCCUAUAUACUGUUCUAUCAAAUGUGCGGACGAUCGACAGAAGCAUCCGAAAAUGGACCGAUGCAUCCCAUGGUUCCGUUACCUCAGAUUCCCCCCCUCAAGCUGGAUGAACUGCCGAGGACACUUCGGGAUUAUGUGAAGCAGGAUAAUCGCGAUUAUACCGAGGAAUUGAAGUUGCAGCAAUUUAAGAGACAGGCGAAGCGCAACAACAAUGUGAGUGAUAACGGUACAAUGACUCGGAAUGGAUACGAAGGCGAUGACGAAGACGAUCAGACGCCCCCGCCCACCGGGGGGUGUGGGGGGAAUGAUUUGGGCAUGAAUUUCAAUCGAUUUGUUUACUGAUUGUAAGUGGACUAGACUGGAAAGAAAGCUGGGAAAGUUGCUUGGAAAGCGUCGUUCCAGCUAAACAACAAGAACAACAUACAUAUAUUCAACUUUAUAUAUAUACAACAACAACAAUAUCUAUAACUGUAACUGUAUGUGUGUAUAUGUGUAUAUAUAUAUAAAGUUAUGUAUCUCUAUUUUAUAUAUAUGCACACAGGCAUCAAUAAUAUUAAUAUUAAUGUUAUAUAAGCAUGUAGAAAUAUAUAAAAAAACACACACACACUUAAACAAUAGAGAGCAGAGAGAGGCAGCUACUACAUAUACACACAUAUGUAUAUGUGUAGACUUUCUAUUGGAGGCGCUUUCCACACUACACUCAAAAAAAAACAAACACACACAUACUAUUGUUGUCAUGUUCCUUAAACCAAAACUCCAGCACAGAAACUACAUAUUGUAUUUCCAUUUUUACAACAAAUUUUGUUAUAAUUUU
This is a messenger RNA of Drosophila innubila, 3329 nucleotides long. It is a transcript of the gene DUBAI, whose product is annotated as ubiquitin carboxyl-terminal hydrolase 38. Gene Ontology annotation, biological process: protein deubiquitination. Gene Ontology annotation, molecular function: cysteine-type deubiquitinase activity; cysteine-type endopeptidase activity. NCBI's taxonomy places the organism in Eukaryota, Metazoa, Arthropoda, Insecta, Diptera, Drosophilidae. Gene Ontology annotation, cellular component: nucleus; cytosol. The transcript has 4 exons. The coding region runs from base 662 to 2857 and encodes 731 amino acids. The record is from RefSeq and is a predicted model, not a curated record.